Argiope bruennichi is the source of this 5718-nucleotide messenger RNA. RefSeq names its product cell adhesion molecule Dscam2-like. The record is from RefSeq and is a predicted model, not a curated record. NCBI's taxonomy places the organism in Eukaryota, Metazoa, Arthropoda, Arachnida, Araneae, Araneidae. Gene Ontology annotation, molecular function: cell-cell adhesion mediator activity. The transcript has 29 exons. Bases 453 to 5048 code for a protein of 1531 amino acids. Gene Ontology annotation, cellular component: plasma membrane; axon. Gene Ontology annotation, biological process: dendrite self-avoidance; homophilic cell-cell adhesion; axon guidance.
GUUUGUCAGACAGCGAGGGCUCAGUGGUAGCGCCCCUGCCACAGUCCGGACGUCCGUCAGAGCUUCGCUACACCGCCCCGACACCAGGUGACAUUGACAGAUGAGAACGUGUGAGUAGGUGGAGGCAUUGCUCCCGCCAAUGAGUGGUUGACAAAUGUUAUUUGAAUGGAUGGACCAAAACAACUGAUGUAAAGAAAGAGAGCAAGAAGUCACUGAGAAAAACUUGGUGUAAUUUGUGCGAGUGGAACCACGUGCGCUUCUUUAUUUUUUGCGCUCCGUCAAGAAGUUGUAGAACUCAAUGGAAAACAUUCUUAACAGUCAUAAGACAACUUUUUCAAUGACAAAUUUCAACUAAUUGAAAUUUAAUAAAGUGACAUUUCAGAAAACUUAAUUGAUAUAUGUGAAUUAUAAAGCGGAAAUUGACAUAUAACAGAUUGGAAACAGAAAAAAAUAUGACGCAUAAGAAUACUUAUAGAUUUCGUGUUAAAGUUGAAAGGAUUUAUUCUCUCUCCAUCAUUCAAAAACUGUGUAUCUUUAAUUUUCUCUUGAUGACGCCAACAUUAUGUAUGCCCCAAAAUCGUGAAGGACAAAGAGGCCCUACAUUCUUAAGUGAGCCUCCCAACAAAGUAGAGUUCCAGAACGACACUGGAAUUAUUGUGCCCUGCUCGGCCCAGGGUCACCCUGCUCCCAUGAUUUCUUGGACCCAACAAGAUGGAAAUCCGCUACGUGAUGUGGUUGGUGUGCGCCAUACAAGACCGGAUGGUUCGCUCGUGUUUCCACCAUUUGCUGCAGAGGACUACCGCCAAGGUGUACACGAUGCUGCGUACAGAUGCGUUGCAACCAACAUUGUUGGUAGUAUAAUAAGUCGAGAAGUACACGUCAAAGCAGUUGUGAAACGGAGAUAUAAAGUCCAAGUAUAUGAUGAAUUUGUUGUACGUGGAAAUACAGCCGUACUUCGUUGCCAAGUUCCAUCAUUUGUGAAUGAUUAUAUCACGUUUAUGUGGAAAAGAGGGGAUGGCGCAUCAAUAACUUCAACCGUAACGAGAGGGGGCCGUUACAGCAUCCUGCCGACGGGUGAGCUCUACAUUCGAGGAGUAACUCAAGCGGACGGACAAAAGAGUUAUAGCUGCCAGACACGGCAUCGUUUGACAGGAGAAAUUGUCGCUAGUGCAUCUGCGGGCAGUCUAUUUGUCACAGAACCCCAUGGAACAUCCUCACCAAAAAUUAUAGAUUUUAGACCUAUGGUAUCAGCAAGUGAAGGUGAAACACUUGAGCUAGCAUGUGCAGCAACGGCAUUUCCUCCUCCUACAUAUCGAUGGUACAAAGAAGAAGAUGGCCGACUAAUCCUCCUGUCUACCAAUCACCGUAUUACUCAGCUGGAAGGUUCUUUGGUGCUUCAGUUCGUAAGCGUUCAAGACAGUGGACGCUAUAUUUGUUCUGUGAACAAUACAGCUGGCGAAGACAGAUCGUCGACUCUUCUCACUGUGUCAGCUCCCCUCUCUGUGUACGUCACACCACAAAGACAGAUUGUGGACGUAGGUCGAUCGGCCACCUUUAAUUGUACAGUGUCCGGUCGUCCAAUCAGGUCUUUAAACUGGGUGAAAGAUCAAAGGCCCAUUGAGGAUUUCUAUGGCGGGGGACGAGUGGUCCUUCUCUCACGCGAUGUUCUCCACAUUCCGAUCGUUCAAAGAGAGGACAAAGGCAUGUAUCAGUGCUUCGCGUUCAAUGAUUUCGAAUCAGCUCAAAGUACUGCAGAGCUUAAAUUGGGAGAUGUUGCUCCAGUGCUUCUAGCCACGUUUUCAGGAGAAGCUGUUCGCCCUGGAUCUUCAGUAUCAUUGAGAUGUUCUGCAUCAGGCAAUCCUCUUCCACAAGUAACUUGGUUUCUAGACGACGUCAGCAUACCCGAUGCUAUACGAUUUAGAGUUGGCGAUUAUGUCACAUCGGACGGUCAUGUCAUGAGCUAUGUAAAUGUGACAGAUAUUCAUGUAGAAGACGGCGGUGAAUAUACUUGCUCUGCUGAAAACGCUGUGUCUAGUGUCCGUCAUACAGCGCGAAUCGAUGUGUAUGGUCCUCCUUUCGUGAGACCCAUGCCCAACGUUAGCGUAGUGGCUGGACAAACAACAGUUCUGAAGUGUUCGAUUUCUGGGUAUCCAAUUGAAACUGUCAUUUGGAUGAAAGAUGGCGCCACGCUGCCAACUAAUCAUCGACAAAAAGUGGAGAACAUGGGAAAAUUGGUAAUUCAUGAAGUUCAACGAACAGCCGAUGAAGGUUUCUAUACAUGUGAAGUUGUUGGUCCAGAUAACAAAAGAGCUGAAGGAAAGAUGCAUAUGAGAGUUUUAGUUGCCCCUGUUAUUGAAAAUGUCAUGAUGCCAGAGCUUCUCUAUGCAAAGGAAGGCACCAAGACAAAAGUUAUGUGCAGCGUCACUCAAGGAGAUCCACCUAUUCAAAUAAAUUGGAGGAAAAACGGGUUGGCUCUACCGAUGGAAAAAGACCUGACGAUGCAGAAUUUCGAAGAUUCCUCUGUUUUGGUUUUUCGCAAGAUUUCUUCCGCUCACUCUGGGAAUUACACUUGUUUCGCUUCCAAUGCCGCUUCGAAAGUGAACAGAACAACACAGAUUAUUGUAAACGUUCCUCCCAGAUGGAAAAUAGAGCCUUUUAACAGUUUUGCAGUCGUUGGGAAAACCGUUAUCAUGAAGUGCUUGGCUGAAGGCUAUCCGACUCCAAGAAUUUAUUGGAAAAAGGCCUCAGGAUCCCAGCCCAAGGACUUCCGUGAUGUGUUGUCCAGUUACCGGAGGCAGGUAUUUGACAACGGCACGCUGGUUCUGCAGGAGGUGACAGAGUCAGAUGGCGGCCAUUACUUAUGUCAAGCGACCAACGGCAUCGGGACCGGGCUGAGCAAAGUCAUUCAUCUCACCAUCCACACACCACCAAAAUUUGAAGCAAAAUUCGUCAGCUAUACCGUACCGAAAGGCAAAGAUGCCGAGUUAAAAUGCGAAGCUGAAGGUGAACUUCCCAUACGCUUUGAAUGGGAAAAGGACAAACAACAUUUAGAUCCACAGAGUAUGAAAAGGUUAUCUGCUGUGAAAGAAUCCGGGCCCCAGUCAGCUGUGUCAAAAUUACAUGUGAAAAGUGCUAGUCGUUCCGAUUCGGCCUUGUACACCUGCACAGCUUCCAACGAAUUUGGAACAGACCAGACAAAUAUUCAGCUGGUUGUCCAAGAGCCACCAUCUCCACCUGUCGAACUGAGUGUCAAAGAAAAGAGCAGUCGAUCCGUGACAUUAAGUUGGUCACCAACAUUCAGUGGCAACAGUCCAGUAACAAAAUACAUUAUUCAAUAUGGAAAUGAAAGCACAGAUAAUAAAGAUGAGGAUUUGAGGGAAACAGCUGUAUCCGGAUCUGAAAUCAGUGCAAUUGUAAGUGGGUUACUACCAGCAUCUUCUUAUAAAUUCCGAAUUUCAGCCGAAAAUGCCCUUGGAAUAAGUGACCCUAGUGAAUUCAUUACUGUCGUCACAGAUGAAGAAGUUCCUGGAGCUCCCCCAUUAGAUGUGACUGUUCAACCCACUGGUUCACAGUCUUUGAAAGUAACUUGGAGAGCACCUCGAAAAAUUCUGCAGCACGGCAAAGUUCUUGGGUAUUACAUUGGUUAUAAGGUAGCAGAGACCGAUGAUCAAUUUCAAUACAAAAAUGUGGAAGCUACAAAUGGACAAGAACUGAGUUACUUGACAAAUCUCAAAAGGCUCACUAAGUACAAAGUGAUUGUCCAAGCAUAUAACAACAUCGGUGCAGGUCCAAGAUCCGAUGAGGUGACAGCUACAACUUUGGAAGCGGCUCCUCCAACGUCACCGGUUUUGAGUCUGCACUCUGUAACAUCAUCAUCUAUCACAGUGGUGUGGGAAAGACAGCUGGAUGACACAGGUGUAAGAGAAUAUAUAUUGCACUAUAAGACGGAAGGUGGUGGUGAUAAAUGGAAAGAACAAAAGUUGAGCACCAGCGGCAAUCAGUACACUCUAGAAGGCCUUCGAUGUGGUACAGGGUACAGACUUUACAUGACAGCUACCAACAGUCUCGGAAUGGGAGAACCAAGUGAAAUUAUAACAGCAAGAACCAAAGGAGCAGCCCCAGUUUCACCUCAGAAAGAUGCAUUUAUUACGGUGAAUUCAACGUCUGUAACCCUUCAUUUUGGAGCAUGGUCUACUGGUGGAUGCACUAUUUUGUAUUUUUCGGUCCACUUUCGAUUUCAAGGACAAUGGAAGGUCGUCGCUGAAAGAGUGGAUGCAACUCAACCUCAGAUGGACGUGCGACAUUUGGCUCCGAAUCGAGAAUACACCCUGAGAGUAUCUGCGCACAGUGAGGCAGGGACAACCGAGGCGGAAUACAGAUUCACAACAUUAAACAUUACAACAGCAUAUCCUAUCGCCAAAAGCUAUCCCCCAUCUUAUACUCAAGAUGGAUUAACCACGCCAUUUUACAAGAAUUUGACAGUAUUGCUCCCCGUGAUCAUAUCCGUGAUUGUUUUACUGAUUGUAGUCAUAACCGUUAUCGUUUGCUUAAGGAAACAAGUGGAUACUGGCAGUAUGAGCGAAGACAGUAGGAAAGGCAGAAGCAGUGAACAUAUGGGACUCAAUGAAUUUCCCCAAAAGAACCUAAAGGAUCACGAUGCUUAUGGUGGAAAAUCUUCAUACUACUCUUCUCCAGCAAGGAAGCCACUUGCUAUGGCUUCAAGCUCACAAAGAGAGCAUUUAGAAAAUAACCAUGAAUAUGCUGAACCAUACUGUGCAGUGCCUGCUCCCAGGUGCCUUCUUGAUGACUCCCCGCUCUCUGGAGAACCAAUGCGUUCUAACCGGCCAACAAGCGAUUACUCAACCGUGAAAAGAAGCCCAAGUAGAGGCGAGGGCCAUUUUGUGGAUCUUGGUCCAGUUGUCGAUCUACGUUUAGUACGUCCAAUGUCUUGCGUCGAACGCCAAGAGCUUUGCAAUAAUUCCAGUUCCAGCCAAUCAGGAGCUAGCGGUAGUGACGGAUACAGACAAUACAGAUAUAUCAUAGGAUAGGAUUUUAUUAGAAAUGAUGUGGAAUUUAAUUAUGUCAAAAACUGAAACGUCUAAAGAAUUUCAUUCCUGUGGCAAUCAGUCAACCGAUGACGACCUAGACAACCUUCCCGGCUGGGCUGUCGAGAUCCCUUUCAAAUACCGGCGCCAACUCCCAGAAAGAAAGACAAGUGAAAAAGGAGUUCCAUGAAAGUGGAGAGUAUGGAAGAAGGAGAGUGAGAGAGAGAAAAAAAAAUUGCAUGAGGACGCUCGCAGUUUUUUUUACCAGAAAUUUUCCAGCUAGCUCUUCCUAUUCCAGCACCAGCACACGUCGUCAUGGAAACGAAAGGUGAGAGGAAAACUCAAGAAGAAAAAAAAAAGAAAGAAAGAAAUUGGGAGAAAUGAAAUUCCAGGUUUUUAUAGGUCAUGCGAAAACUUCCGGAGGGUAAAUUUGGAAUGUGGACGUGUGCAAGUCGUGAUGGAGACAGAAAUGUGAUAACGCCACAGAGGAUGUGUAUAUGGUUGCCUUCUUUCUACAGAUUGAAUUUGCAUUAUUUAGAUGUUAGCAAACUGAGAUUUUUCAUGAAAAAUCGAAUCAGAUGUACCUGUUGUUUGUUAAAGAACCGUGAGAAAAAUAUGCAUGCUGAACUAUAUCCAGUGAUACUUCAGAAUAUUCUAGUCGCUCUAAAAUUCA